This is a messenger RNA of Urocitellus parryii (Arctic ground squirrel), 1832 nucleotides long. RefSeq names its product protein tyrosine phosphatase non-receptor type 2 (gene Ptpn2). Gene Ontology annotation, cellular component: nucleus; cytoplasm. Gene Ontology annotation, biological process: peptidyl-tyrosine dephosphorylation; negative regulation of receptor signaling pathway via JAK-STAT; negative regulation of ERK1 and ERK2 cascade. The record is from RefSeq and is a predicted model, not a curated record. NCBI's taxonomy places the organism in Eukaryota, Metazoa, Chordata, Mammalia, Rodentia, Sciuridae. Gene Ontology annotation, molecular function: protein kinase binding; non-membrane spanning protein tyrosine phosphatase activity.
GCGCGGAGCGCGCAUGCGCCGCAGCGCCAGCGCUCUCCCCGGAUCGUGCGGGGCCUGAGCCUCUCUGCCGGCGCAGGCUCUGCUCGCGCCACCUCGCUCCCGCCGCCAUGUCCGCCACCGUCGAGCGGGAGUUCGAGGAGCUGGAUGCUCAGUGUCGCUGGCAACCGCUGUACCUGGAAAUUCGAAAUGAGUCCCAUGACUAUCCUCAUAGAGUGGCCAAGUUUCCAGAAAACAGAAAUCGAAACAGAUACAGAGAUGUAAGCCCAUAUGAUCACAGUCGUGUUAAACUGCAGAAUGCAGAGAAUGAUUACAUCAACGCCAGCUUGGUUGACAUGGGAGAGGCACGGAGGAGUUACGUCCUGACACAGGGUCCACUUCCCAACACAUGCUGCCACUUCUGGCUCAUGGUUUGGCAGCAGAAGUCCAAAGCAGUUGUCAUGCUGAACCGAAUUGUGGAGAAAGAAUCGGUUAAAUGUGCACAGUACUGGCCAACAGAUGACCGAGAGAUGCUGUUUAAAGAAACAGGAUUUAGUGUGAAGCUUUUGUCUGAAGAUGUGAAGUCUUAUUAUACAGUACAUCUGCUACAAUUAGAAAAUAUCAAUAGUGGGGAGACCAGGACGAUCUCUCACUUUCAUUAUACUACCUGGCCAGACUUUGGAGUCCCUGAGUCACCAGCUUCGUUUCUCAAUUUCUUAUUUAAAGUGAGAGAAUCUGGCUCCUUGAAUCCUGACCAUGRGCCUGCAGUGAUCCACUGUAGUGCAGGUAUUGGGCGCUCUGGCACCUUCUCUCUAGUGGACACCUGUCUUGUUUUGAUGGAAAAAGGAGAUGAUAUUAACAUUAAACAAGUGUUACUGAAUAUGAGAAAAUAUCGAAUGGGACUUAUUCAGACACCAGAUCAACUCAGAUUCUCUUACAUGGCCAUAAUAGAAGGAGCAAAGUAUAUAAAGGGAGAUUCAAAUAUACAGAAACGGUGGAAAGAACUUUCUAAAGAAGACUUAUCUCCUGCUUUUGACCAUUCACCAAACAAAAUAAURACUGGAAAGUACAAUGGGAGCAGAAUAGGUCCAGAAGAAGAGAAACCAACCAGUGACCGAUGCACAGGGCUCUCCUCUAAAGUGCAGGACACAGCAGAGGAAAACAGCAGCAGUAUUCUACGGAGACGUAUUCGAGAGGACAGAAAAGCCACCACUGCUCAGAAGGUGCAGCAGAUGAAACAGAGGCUGAAUGAGACUGAACGAAAAAGAAAAAGGUGGUUAUGUUGGCAGCCUGUGCUCACUAAGAUGGGGUUUGUGUCAGUCAUUUUGGUUGGCGCUUUGGUUGGCUGGACUCUGUUUUUUCAGCAAAAUGUCCUAUAAAUAAACAGUUUUGCCCAGCAAGCUUCUGCACUAGUACUGACGUUGCUGCAUUAAUCACAAGGGUCUGUCUUUUAGCAGCAAACGCCUCCUACCCCAAAAACGGUGCAGUAGAAUAGACAUCAGCCAGAUCAGUGAGACUUAACCCCAGCCCAGCAUCUCAGGACUCUUCACUGCAGGUGCCUCUGAAACCUAAACUGUAAGCGGCUGUCUAAAAUAAAGACGUUCGUGCGUGUUAAAAAUCGAUACAUUCUGCACCUGUAUUCACAAGUGUGACACGUAAUUUCACCCGACCAACAUUGAGAAAUCCUUUAUCACAAGGAUUUGAAUUUGAAGGCUAUCUGGAUUUUAACCUGCACUUGAUACAAGCAAUAAAUAUUGUGGUUUUAUUACAUUAUUAAUGGAAAGAAAAUGACCUUUAAUGUGUGUAAUGUAUAAUGUAUUAUUGACAUGGGCAUCAACACUUUAUAUUCUUAACCA